Messenger RNA from Alosa sapidissima (American shad), 3220 nucleotides. RefSeq lists its product as uncharacterized. The record is from RefSeq and is a predicted model, not a curated record. Bases 679 to 1896 code for a protein of 405 amino acids. Lineage: Eukaryota; Metazoa; Chordata; Actinopteri; Clupeiformes; Clupeidae. The transcript has 2 exons.
AGUGGUUCUUUCUGAUGUGCAGUCGCUAUGACAGCUAUGCUGUAUUGUUUGAUUUAUGACAGCCAUAGCAACCAGGACAACCAUCUUGAUAAGCAGCAGCACAUUUUGAGUUAUUUGCUGAAUUAUCAUCUUUCUACAUCCUGUAUGUUAAAGCCUUUGAAAAGCAUCGUCCUUUUACUCAUUAUUCAUUAAAACCGGAGCUUGGAGGCUAAAACCUGACUCACGAGUUUUCUUGAAGGAGUUAGACUGGCUGUCAAAUUGUGUUCGAUACACACAGGGAGGACAGUACAGUAAAAGGACGUCUCUAAGAGGUAAACUAACACAACAACGGAGGUAUGUCAGACAAACAAUCACAUCACUCUGGCUGUUCAAGAGCACCAAAAUAGUCUGCAGCAGCAGCUGCAGCCCGCGCCAAAGCGGAAGCGGCUAAAGCUUGUGCAGCCUUUGCAGAGAAAGAGGUUGCAAUGAAAGUAGACAAAGCUAGACUGGAAGCAAAUCUAGAGGCCCUUAGUCUGGAAAAAUAGUCUGCUGCUGCAAUAGCAGAGGCUGAAGUGCUGGAAGCUGAAGCAGAAUUGGCAAAUGAGGAAUCCUCAGCACCACAUAUAAUAAGCCAAGGUGGUUGCAGUGGCCUAGGAGAGCCAUUCUCUUCAGAGAGUGUAGAGGAGCGUACAAGAGACUAUGUACACAUUAUCCAUGACAACCCCAGAUACAGAGCCAGUCAGUGCUACCAAACAUUAUGUGCCUGAGGCCCGCAUAGGACAUGGAGAGCCACCACUCACUACAGGAGGAUACAUUCAUAGUUCUAAAAUACCACAGCAGCCGCAGGGAUCAUACCAGAACCCAUUUUCACACUUACACACACAAGAUUUUAGUCCUUCUACAAGGCCUACAACUGUUAACAGAGAGAAAGCACAUUACAAACCACAACCUGACAUCCCACUAGGAUCAAAUGGAUUUCCGUAUUCUCCCUACAUACCCACGGCGCCACUAAUUAAGCAACGUCCACCUGACGACAUGAUAAAUAUGGCUAGAUAUCUGGCACGCAGGGAAAUUGUCAGCACAGGCCUAAAACAAUUUGACGAUUGUCCAGAGUCAUACAGGGCAUGGAGGUCAUCCUUCUUAAAUACCAUCAAUGACCUGAACCUAUCUGCAAGCGAAGAAUUAGAUCUGCUUACAAAAUGGCUGGGCAAAGAAUCCUCCAACUAUGUCAAACGGCUUCGGUCUGUCCACAUAGGGAAUCCCAUUGCUGCCCUGCAAAUGGUCUGGGCACGGCUGGAGGAAGUCUACCGCUCUCCGGAAGCUAUUGAGCAGGCUCCUCUAAAGAAACUAGACAACUUUCCCCACAUUUCUAAUAGGGACUACCAUAAACUAAGAGAGUUAGGGGAUCUUUUAAUGGAGCUACUCUCCGCAAAGGAAGAUGGAUAUCUACCAGGGCUCACAGUGCUAGACACAGCCCGUGGCAUUAACCCCAUUGUGGAGAAACUGCCCUUUGGGCUACAAGAAAAGUGGAUAUACCAAGGGUCUAAAUUCAAAAGAGACCACAAUGUCACUUACCCUCCAUUCUCUUUCUUCACUGAUUUUGUCUACCUUAAUGCAAAAAUAAGAAAUGACCCAAGCUUUGCUCUGGCCAGCACCAGCUUCAAUUCGCAUGACAGGUCUACACCAAAAUUCAAGACUAAAAUACCUGUGACAGUGCAUAAGAUAGAUGUAGAUUAUCCUACUAGCCAUGACGCUGACACCAGCAAGAUGGAUGAUGUGGCUAAGCACUGCCCUAUCCACAAUAAACCCCACCCCCUUAAGAAAUGCAGAGGCUUUAGACUUAAGACGCUAGAUGAAAGAAAAGCGUUUCUAAAAGAGCAAGGCAUAUGCUUUAAGUGCUGCGCUUCUCUCAUCUAGCAAAACAGUGUAAAGCUAUUCUGAAAUGUGUGGAGUGUGACAGUGGAAGUCAUAUCAGUGCUCUGCAUCCAGGCCCACCCCUCUGGUCAUCGCAGACUGCCGUGCCUUAUGUAAAGGAUGGCGGGGAGGGAGAAGAACAAAAUCAACCUACCAAUGUCAGCGCAAACUGCAUGGAGGUCUGUGGAGAAGGCCGCGCUGGGAGGUCAUGUGCCAAAAUUUGUCUCGUUAAAGUCUAUCCACACGGGAAACCUGAAAUGGCUGCAAGAAUGUACGCUAUGCUCGAUGAUCAGAGCAACGGGUCAUUGGCAAGGUCUGAAUUUUUUUAUCUUUUUGGUGUUUAUGACACCGAAGCUCCAUACUCCUUGAAAACCUGUGCUGGUGUAGUGGAUACAUGCGGCAGAAGAGCUGAAGGUUUUCAUAUAGAACCAAUUAGUGGUGGUAACAGCUUUGCACUCCCCACUCUGAUUGAAUGCAAUGAGAUACCUGAUAACAGGGCUGAAAUACCGACAACCGAAGUGGCCCUGCAACAUCCACACUUAAAGUCUAUCGCAUUACAAAUCCCACAGAUAGAUCCAAAUGCUCACAUCCUCCUACUACUAGGCAGAGACGUGCUCAGAGCACAUAAGGUCAGACAACAUAUCAAUGGCCCUAAUGAUGCCCCCUUUGCUCUGAGGCUAGAUCUAGGCUGGGUCUUAGUAGGGGAGAUGUUCCUGGGAAAUGCCCAUAAGCCAAAUGUCUACAGUGCAAAGACUAAUGUGCUGGAAAAUGGACGCCCUUCAUUAUUCACUCCAUGCCCUAGUCACAUACAAAUUAAAGAAAUCUCUCACACACAGACAAGAAAAAAACUUUAGGGAAACUGGUCUUUCAGAAAACUAAAGAUGACAACAAACUCGCUCUUUCUAUAGAAGAUAGGACAUUUCUGAAAAUUAUGGAUGAACACAUGUAUAAAGAUGAGGCCAACAGCUGGGUCGCACCUUUACCCUUCAGACACGCCCGGCCACGCCUUCCUAAUAAUAAGCAACAGGCUCUCAGUCGUCUUUCCUCUCUGCGCCGCACUUUGGAGAAGAAACCUACAAUGAAGGAACAAUUUAUAGGCUUCAUGCAGAAAAUCUUCGACAAUGAUCAUGCUGAGGUUGCACCACCACUUCGAGAGGAUCAAGAAUGUUGGUACUUACCGACAUUUGGCGUAUAUCACCCAAAGAAGCCUGACCAGAUCAGGACUCCAGUGCACAAUAUUAUGGUGUUUCUCUUAACGAUGUUCUGCUUACCGGGCCAGACUUAAAUAACAGCCUGUUAGGUGUCCUGAUUCGCUUCAGGAAGGAGC